GUGAAUCAACAGAGCUGUGGAGACCUGCUGGGAGUUACAUGUUAGUUCUGUCUCUGCUUGGAGCGACUGAUUCAUUUCACCGUCACUCAUCAGCAGAUUCUCUUCAGAAGGUGGAGGCUCUGCUAUGGAUCAGAGUGAGGACAGAGAGGAGGAAGCCCCCCCCUCUAAAAGCUCUGGGGAACAUGACAGCCAGACCAAAGCUCAGAGCCCAGAGCAAACACCACAUCCUGCUGGACCUGGACCUGAACCUGGACCUGGACCUGAACCUGGACCUGGACCUGGAGCUGGUCCUGAACCUCGUCCUGAACCUGGUCCUGAACCUGGUCCUGGACCUGUACCUGGACCCAGCUCUGUGUCCAGUAACCAGCUUACUGCCAGAGACCAGAACCAGGGAGAAAAGAUGGAGACACCUAGAGAAGUCCUAUUCAAAACUUUAAAAGAUUUGGGGGAAAAUGAGUUUAAAGACUUCAAGUGGUACCUGGAGGGGAAGGUCCUAGGAUUCCCAGGAAUCCCAAAGAGUGAACUAGAGAAAGCAGACCGAGGGGACACAGUGGAUCUGAUGCUUCGGGACUACGACAUAAACACCAUUAAAGUGACCAGAGACGUUUUGAAGAAGAUCCCGAGGAAUGAUCUAGAAGAGGAAUUAUCAAAAACCUCAUCAGACCCUAAAGAUAUUCUCACAAAGUGCCAAGGUGAACUCAAAUCAAACCUGAAGGAAACAUUUAAAAAUAUCAAAUUAAUGGAAAAAUCUGAACCCCUACAUGAAAUCUACACGGAGAUCUACAUCCACCGGGGAGACACCACAGAGGUCAACAAGGAACAUGAGAACAGACAGAUCGAACGAGCAUCCAGGAAACCAGACAGACCAGAAACAACCAUCAGACAAGAAGACCUCUUUAAAGGCUCAACUGAAAGAGGUAAACCAAUCAGAGCAGUGAUGACAAAGGGUGUGGCUGGCAUUGGGAAAACAGUCUUAACACAGAAGUUCACUCUGGACUGGGCUGAAGGCAAAGCCCACCAGGACAUCCAGUUCAUAUUUCCAUUCACCUUCAGAGAGCUGAAUGUGGUGAGAGAGAACAAGUACAGCUUGGUGGAACUUGUUCAUCACUUCUUCUCUGAAACCAGAGAGGCAGGAAUCUGCAGGUUUGAUCAGUUCAAGGUUGUGUUCAUCUUUGACGGUCUGGAUGAGUGUCGACCUCCUCUGAAAUUCCACAACACUGAGAUCCUGACUGAUAUCAGAAAGUCCACCUCAGUGGAUGUGCUGCUGAGAAACCUCAUCAGGGGGAAACUGCUUCCCUCUGCUCGCCUCUGGAUAACCACACGACCUGCAGCAGCCAAUCAGAUCUCUCCUGAGUGUGUGGACAUGGUGACAGAGGUCCGAGGGUUCACUGACCCACAGAAGGAGGAGUACUUCAGGAAGAGAUUCAGAGAUCAGAAGCAGGCCAGAACCAUCAUCUCCCACAUCAAGACCUCACGAAGCCUCCACAUCAUGUGCCACAUCCCAGUCUUCUGCUGGAUCUCUGCUUCAGUUCUGGAGGACAUGUUGAAAACUGAGGGAGGAGAGCUGCCCAAGACCCUGACUGAGAUGUACAUCCACUUCCUGGUGAUUCUGUCCAAAGUGAACGUCAAGUAUGAUGAAGGAGCCGAGACGGAUCAAGACUGGAGUCUAGAGACCAGGAAGAUGAUCGAGGUUCUGGGAAAACUGGCUUUUGAGCAGCUGCAGAAAGGCAACCUGAUCUUCUCUAAGUCCAACCUGAGAGAGUGUGGCAUCGAUAUCAGAGCAGCCUCAGUGUACUCAGGAGUGUUCACACAGGUCUUUAGAGAGGAGAGAAGAAUGUACAAGAACAAGGUGUUCUGCUUCGUCCAUCUGAGCGUUCAGGAGUUUCUGGCUGCUCUUCAUGUCCAUCUGAUCUUCAUCAACUCCGAGGUCAACCUGAUGGCCCCCUGUUGGUCUAAAGUCUUCAGAGCCAAACCUAAACAUCUCUACCAGAGUGCUGUGGACAAGGCCUUACAGAGUCCAAACGGACACCUGGACUUGUUCCUCCGCUUCCUCCUGGGUCUUUCAAUGGAUGCAAAUCAGAAACUCCUACCCGACCUGCUGACACAGACAGUAAAGGACUCACAGAUCAACAAUUUAACAGUUGAAAACAUCAAGAAAAAGAUAAGAAAGAACCCGUCUCCAGAGAAAAGCAUCAACCUGUUCCACUGUCUGAAUGAACUGAAUGAUCGUUCUCUAGUGGAGGAGAUCCAACAGUCCCUGAGUUCAGGAAGUCUCUCCACAGAGGAUCUGUCUCUUGCUCAGUGGUCGGCUCUGGUCUUCAUCUUACUGUCAUCAAAAGAAGAUCUGGACGUGUUUGACCUGAAGAAAUACUCUGCUUCAGAGGAGGCUCUUCUGAGGCUGCUGCCAGUGGUCAAAGCCUCCAGGAAAGCUCUGCUGAGUGGCUGCAACCUGUCAGAGAGAAGCUGUGAAGCUCUGUCCUCAGUCCUCAGCUCCCAGUCCUCUAGUCUGAGAGAUCUGGACCUGAGUAACAACGACCUGCAGGAUUCAGGAGUGAAGAAGCUGUCGGGUGGACUGGAGAGUCCACACUGUGACCUGGAGACUCUCAGUCUGUCAGGCUGUAUGGUCACAGAGGAAGGCUGUGUUUCUCUGGCUUCAGCUCUGAGCUCCAACCCCUCCCAUCUGAGAGAGCUGGACCUGAGCUACAAUCAUCCAGGAGACUCAGGAGAGAAGCUGCUGUCUGCUGGACUGGAGGAUCCACUCUGGAAACUGGAGACUCUCAGGCUGGACCAUGGUGGAGAGCAGUGGUUAAAACCACAUCUGAGAAAGUAUUCCUGUGAACUCACCCUGGACUCAGACACAGCAUACAGAGAACUCAAACUGUCUGUGGACAACAGGAAGGUGACACGUGUGUGGGAGGAUCAGCCAUAUCCUGAUCAUCCAGAGAGGUUUGACUCCUGGCCUCAGCUGAUGUGCAGAGAAGCUCUGAAUGGUCUCUGUUACUGGGAGGUCAAGUGGAGAGGAAGGGUUUCUAUAUCAGUGACUUACAGAGGAAUCAGCAAGAAAGGAGGCGGUGGGGACGGUAGGUUUGGAAGGAAUGUUCAGUCCUGGAGUCUGAGAUGCUCUGAUCGUGGUUACUCUGUCUGGCACAAUAAGAGAAGAACACCCAUCUCCUCCUCCUCCUCUUCCUCCUCCUCCUCCCCCUUCUCCCCCUCCUCUGGUAGAGUAGCAGUGUAUCUGGAUCAUCCUGCUGGCUCUCUCUCCUUCUACAGAGUCUCCUCUGACACACUGACCCACCUCCACACCUUCAGAACCACAUUCACUGAACCUCUCUACGCUGGGUUUAGGGUCGGUUUCUGGAUCGAAGGUUCCUCAGUGUCUCUGUGUCCUCUGUAGGAGGAGACCACUUCCUGUCCUGGGGUUUAAAUGUUGGUGUUUUAAAUCGAGGCUUCUCAUUGGUUACCAUGUGUCUCACUGAUUGUGUCUUUACUGUCAGAAAUGUGUUUUUUCUAAAAACUGAACGUGUAUUGAAACGCCAUGUCCGUCUUGAUCCGUCAGUGUUUCCUGUUUUAUUUUGAAAAGUGUUUAUACUUCCUUUCUUUGUGAUUAGCUCUGUUGUGUUAGAGCAGUGUUUCUCAGAGUUUCUCAUACCAAGGACCUCUUAACCAAUAAAAACA
Messenger RNA from Trematomus bernacchii (emerald rockcod), 3675 nucleotides. RefSeq names its product NLR family CARD domain-containing protein 3-like. The record is from RefSeq and is a predicted model, not a curated record. Bases 125 to 3394 code for a protein of 1089 amino acids. Lineage: Eukaryota; Metazoa; Chordata; Actinopteri; Perciformes; Nototheniidae. The transcript is spliced from 9 exons. Gene Ontology annotation, molecular function: protein binding.